This is a messenger RNA of Astrephomene gubernaculifera, 969 nucleotides long. The record is from the annotation of a GenBank genome assembly. Lineage: Eukaryota; Viridiplantae; Chlorophyta; Chlorophyceae; Chlamydomonadales; Astrephomenaceae.
CGUUCGUGAAUGCGGUGUUGACGCCGCUGCAGGAGCGGCACCUGGAGGCCUCCCUACAGCGCCCCGUGGUGGACCGAGUGGGCCUCAUCAUCCGCCUCUUCGCGCAGCGGGCGCACACGCGGGAGGCAAGACUGCAGGUGGAGCUAGCAUCCCUCACCUACCAGCUACCCCGCCUGGUGCGAGUGCGUACGCCAGACGGCAGCAGGGGCGGUUUCGGAGCCGGCGCCGCAUUCGGAACCCCUGCUGACGGUUGGAAUUUCGCCAGUGGCGGCGGCGGCGGCGGCGGCGGUGGUCCCGCGCUGCAGGUGGUGAGUGCGCGGCAGCGCGGCGCGAGUGGCGCCGGCGGACUGGGCGGCGGCGGCGGCGCGGGCGACCCGGAGUUGCGGCGGCAGCGGUACCGCAUUCAGUCGCGAGUGGCGGCGCUGCGGCGGCAGUUGCGGGAAGUUGCGGAGGCGCGGAGCGUGCAGCGGCGGGGCAGGAGGGCGGCAGGCCUCCCCACGGUGGGCAUCGUGGGGUACACCAACGUGGGUAAGACCAGCCUGGCUCGCGUCCUGUGCUCCAGAGGCAGCUCCUCCCUGCCGCCGCCCGCCGACAUGCUGUUCGCCACACUGGACCCCGCGGUGCGGCGGGCCUGGCUGCCGACCCAUGGGACGGCGGUGGCGGUGUCGGACACGGUGGGCUUCAUCCGGGACCUGCCCAUUGGCCUGGUGGCGGCGUUCAGGGCUACUCUAGAGGAGGUCGUUGCAGCUGACCUGCUGCUCCACGUGCUGGACGCCUCCAGCCCCAACGUAGCGGAACAGAGGUCUGCCGUACUCGCAGUACUGCGGCAGCUGGGAGUGGACGAGCAUACGCUGGCGUGCCGUACAAUUGAGGUUUGGAACAAGGUGGAUUUGUUGGGGAAGGGUGACGAGAGGGUGAAUGCGGCGGAGGGAGGUGGUGGUGACGGGCAGCGGUGGUGGUUGAAGGGGC